UGUUCUCUUGUCGGCCUCACCUGCACAUCUUCAUUGUUACUUCUUGUCAAAAAUUUCAUUAUCUAUCUGAGGGUGCAGAUGUCAAGUUGCUAUGACAACUUCCUUCUUCCACUUUUUUUAGUUGUGCCGAGUGGUUGUGUCUGAUAAUGAAAUCAAGACUUAUAGAGAAAUGAUGAAAAUGAAUGGUGUGACCAAUGGGAGUGACCCUGGCCUUGCCCUACAAGGUUUGACUGUCCAGGGCAGCAAUAACAACCCCGACAACAGACCCGUGGAGGAUCCAGCACAAAAGAGGGGCAGGCCAGGACAGAUAAUAGACAUCAGGUCUAUGAUUAAUGAAGCCACAAAACUGAAUGCAGAAGAGGGGAUAGAUGGUCAGGAUCGUCUUUUGAAGCCUCUUGGAGGCUACGUUGGUUAUAACAGUGAAUGGAGGGAAUUAGCUCAAGUCAUAAGUAGGGAUAUUUAUUCAGAAAAUCCCAAUGUAAAGUGGGAUGAUAUCAUUGGUUUAGAAGAAGCUAAACGAUUGGCUAAGGAGGCUGUAGUUUAUCCAAUUAAAUAUCCCCAGCUGUUUAAAGGUAUUCUCUCCCCCUGGAAGGGGCUGCUGUUAUAUGGUCCUCCUGGUACAGGGAAGACCCUGCUUGCCAAAGCAAUAGCCACAGAGUGUAAUACAACAUUCUUCAAUAUAUCAGCCUCCAGUAUAGUCAGUAAGUGGAGGGGCGACUCCGAAAAACUAGUCAGG
Saccostrea cuccullata (small rock oyster) is the source of this 736-nucleotide messenger RNA. Its product is annotated as katanin p60 ATPase-containing subunit A-like 2. The transcript has 8 exons. The record is from RefSeq and is a predicted model, not a curated record. Lineage: Eukaryota; Metazoa; Mollusca; Bivalvia; Ostreida; Ostreidae. Gene Ontology annotation, molecular function: ATP hydrolysis activity; ATP binding. The annotation marks the transcript as partial.